AUGAUCGACCCGUACGGACCGGCUGGCUAUUAUGCCUUCGCGAUCACCUUCGGCUUUUUGGCCUUUGCGAUCGUAGGCGCGUGGUCUCUCAUCUUCUUCUCGCUUGCGAUCAACCUAGCGGGCUACAUCGUACUCGGAACCUUUGUUGUGUAUCGUCACUUCCAGGUCAAGAACAAGCAUCUGAGCUCGAGGGGCCGAGAGUAUAUUAGAGCCAGCGAAGAGUGGCCUGGCCCGGACAUCACCAAGCUUCCCGCGGCCUACUUUCUCUAUGUCUUAGGUUCUGGCGGUCACUCUACGGAGAUGGCCUUGAUGAUCAAGCACAAGUAUCGAGGCAACACCAACAUGCAUCGUCGAUAUAUCAUGGGGGCUGGUGACGUUUUCUCUUGGGAGCUCGAGAGAGGCUUGGAGGCUAUCAUUCAUGACGCAUAUAUCAUGGACACCGCCGGUACCUACGACAGCCUGAGUGUCACUCGCGCCCGCAGCGUUGGCCAGUCUUACGUCACUUCCGUCUUCACGUCUCUGCUGUGCGCCUUCGAGGUUCUGGUCGCCUUGACCGCAGUUCCCGAGGCGCGCCCCAAGAAGAAGUAUGGCAAUGCAUUUCGAUGCCCUCACGUUGUUCUCACCAACGGGCCUGGUACAGGCUUUAUCGUCUGCCUUGUCGCUCAUGUCCUUAAAAUGUUCUAUCUGGUGCCUCAGAACCGCCUUAAGCUGGUCUAUAUCGAAUCCUGGGCACGAGUUGAGAAUUUGAGCCUCACGGGAAAACUCUUCCACUACACCGGCAUAGCAGAUCUCUUUCUCGUCCAGUCGGAUGAGCUCGCUAAGAAGUUUGGAAAGCCCAAUAUCGGUCUUGUAGCCGUUCGCGGUCCUCCUGCUGGAUUGAACCACGCGCAGAUGGAUGGUUAG
Molecule: messenger RNA, 903 nt
Organism: Phaeoacremonium minimum UCRPA7
Lineage: Eukaryota; Fungi; Ascomycota; Sordariomycetes; Togniniales; Togniniaceae
Product: putative glycosyltransferase family protein
Exons: 2
Coding region: 1-903 (300 amino acids)
Biological process (GO): dolichol-linked oligosaccharide biosynthetic process
Cellular component (GO): UDP-N-acetylglucosamine transferase complex
Source: RefSeq, a predicted model, not a curated record